AUGGACUUGGUCUCGGACAUCGGUGUGCGCCAUACCUUUCUCAACAGCAUCGACCUGCGCCAUUUCAUCGACAUCUCCCCGUCGGCCGCCACUGUUGCUCGUGAGGCUCGUUUCUGCGUGAUCGCCGUGGUGGUAGGGUGGAUCACCACUCGUCUUUCAUUUCCACGGCCAUUCAAUUCGCUGUCAACAAUGAAGACCUUCGCGUCCCUUGCCCUGCUCGCCGCUGGUGCGGCGGCCCAGGCGAUUGAGGGAUUGAGCUUUGGCCAUGAGAGAACGAUAUCGCCAGACCGAUACUCGAUUCCUGGGUGGAAAAUGUCAGGAGAGGGCCACGACCCGACAUUGAUGUCGAACAAGCUCAUUUUGACGCCUCCGUAUCCGGGCAACACUCGAGGAGCUCUCUGGGCACAGAGCCCGGUAACGCUACCAGAAUGGUCGGCAGAAUUUCAAUUCCGAGCGAGCGGCCCCGAACGUGCAGGAGGCAUUCUCCAACUAUGGUAUACGAAGGAUGGCCAAGCGAGAGUGGGCACGUCCAGCAUAUACACCGUGGGACAAUGGGACGGGUUUGCCCUUGUGAUUGACACCCAUAGUGGGAGGGGUGGAAGCAUUCGUGGCUUCCUGAACGACGGAACGACCGACUACAAGGCCCACGGCAAAGUCGACAACCUGGCUUUCGGGCACUGCGACUACGCCUACCGCAACCUGGGUCGGCCGUCCGUCGUGAAACUGAAGCACACCAACUCCAUCUUUGAGGUGACGGUCGAUGACAAAGUCUGCUUUUCGACUAACCAGGUCGCCCUCCCUGCGGGAAACACCUUCGGCAUCACCGCCGCCACUCCCGAAACCCCCGACUCCUUCGAGGUCUUCAAGUUCGUCCUCCAGUCCGCCGCGGGCCAAGGCAUCCCCGCCCAGCAAAUGAAUUCCCAACAAAAACAGCAGCAGAUCUUGAACCAAAACAGCGGUAAUGCAGCAGCGCAACAGGCGCAAGCCAACCUGGCGGCCGACCCCGGGACGGCAUCGGGAUUGGCUGAUCUGGGCGCUCGCCUUCAGCUCACCAACAAAGCCACCCAGAACAUCCUGCAAGAUCUCCGCACCCAGUCCCAGAAGAGCGACUCCCGCCACGCAGAGCUCCAGCAGACGCUAGUGACAAAGGGUGAGCUGGCUGCACUGGACGCCCGGCUCCAGCGCAUCGAAGCCGCAAUACAGUUUCUCCAGCGCGACCUGCCUGGCAAGGAUAUCCGCGAGUCCUUUAAUCAGCUCGAGAAAACGCUGCGCUCCUCGCAUCUUAGUCUGAGCGAGAACCUUCAGGGCCACGUGUUCAAUGUCAUCACCGCCUCCACUCCUCGCAUGGGCUUCUUCAUCUUCCUGGUGUUGGCCUUCCAGCUCCUCCUGGCCGUCUCCUACGUCAUCUAUAAGCGCCGUCGUGCAAGCAUGCCCAAGAAGUUCCUCUAG
Messenger RNA from Penicillium riverlandense, 1449 nucleotides. RefSeq lists its product as uncharacterized. Gene Ontology annotation, biological process: endoplasmic reticulum organization; endoplasmic reticulum to Golgi vesicle-mediated transport; Golgi organization. Gene Ontology annotation, molecular function: D-mannose binding. The transcript is spliced from 7 exons. The record is from RefSeq and is a predicted model, not a curated record. NCBI's taxonomy places the organism in Eukaryota, Fungi, Ascomycota, Eurotiomycetes, Eurotiales, Aspergillaceae. Bases 1 to 1449 code for a protein of 482 amino acids. Gene Ontology annotation, cellular component: Golgi membrane; COPII-coated ER to Golgi transport vesicle; endoplasmic reticulum-Golgi intermediate compartment.